AAUAGAGUCAAUUUUUCAUCGUAUAAGUCGAAUUAUAAGGAAUAAAUGGACUGCAACUAUUGGAUUAUACGGUAAAAGUUGGUAUAUACCUUUAUACAAUGUACUUACACUUACCCAACCAUCAUAUAGGAAACAACUACCUAUACUUUCUAUCAAUAUCUUCCUAUAUUCUAUCUCUUUCUUUGUUAGUAAUUAAAUUUAAUUAUUUUUUUAUUGGCUCAUUUUUUAAACAGUGCGUAAACCCAAACAAAAUUGUCAUAUUCUGCUUAAGACUGUGUUGCUCUUGCUAUUUUUUUGCAACUAUUUUUACUCCAUUUGGUUUAACCUUUAGUAUUUAUACAUGCUUUAGUUGGAUAGAAGUACCUCUCAUUGAUUAUGAUGUUGUUGCCAACUAUAUAUAAAUCAUGUAAUUUGAAACAUCCUUCUUUUUAAAAAUAAUUACAUCUCUUUUCCCAACUUUCUAUCCAAAAUCAAAAUGAAAUUAUUUACUUUAUGGAUAAUUGCAAGUUUUCUCUAUGCACAACAAACCUCAGCUGUGUUAUUCAGAGGUAAAACAGAUUAUAAACGUCCCAGUGCCUUAGUUAGAGCUUAUAAUGAUAAUAAAAACAUCAAAACCGUUAAAUCAUAUGAUCAAGUUUCCACGGCUGAUUUAUAUAAAUAUGGAAUUAUAAGAAUUGAAGAUGAUAAAAGUCUUAUUGUUAGUGAAUCGUUAGCUAAUCAACUUACUAAAUCUGAUAAAACAAAAGGUCAUUAUGAUCCUGAAAGAGAUUAUUAUUCUAGUUCUGAAAAAAUGAAAAAAUCAGAUAAAUUUGUUCAAAUUAGUUUUGAAAAUAUUAAAACUAAAACUUCAGAUAAUGUUUGGUCAAGUUUAGGUGGUUGUCGUCAUAAUCGUUCCAAUCAAAAAUCAAGUUAUAAACAAGGUUAUUCCGUUGAUGCUAAUGCUGGUACUAGUGGAUCUCUUAAAUGGACUUUACCUUUAGGUUUAACUCCUAUUCUUGGAUUAGAAGUUACUGCUGGUGGUACUUUAAGUGGAUCAAUUGGUUGUGAUGUAGGUCCAAAAGAAACUCUUUUGGCUCAAAUUAGAACUACUAGUAUUAAAGUUUCUGGGUUAAAACAAAGAACUCUUAAACUUGGUUAUUUCAGUCAUUAUUUCCCUCUUACUCCAACUUAUUUAAGACAAUAUCCUUAUAAGCCAAUUAAACCAUUUCAUGUUAAUCAAAGAAAUAAAGUUCAAUUGAAAUGUAUGGUCAAUAAGAAAGAAAAUCUUAAAUGUCCAAAAUUAGGUCAUCAAACUUCAAUUGAUGAUGAUGAUGAAUUAAGUUUCUGGCCAAUUGAAGAAGAUGGUAAUGAUCCAAAUUUGGUUUUAUUUGAAGAUGGUGAUGAUGAUUAUGAAGUGGUACCAAAUAUGGUUACUGCGGUUGAUUUACCUCAAGAUAAUGAUCAUUUCAUUGAAUAUUAUCAUGAUGAUGAUGCGAUUGAAGAAAUUGAAACUGAAUCUAUCACUCCAGAUGAAAGUGAAACUCCAACUGAAACUGUAAGUGAAAUAACUCCUAAUACUACUCUUACUACAUACUAUAAUAACUAAUUCUAACUUUUUUAAUCUCCCCUUUUUUUAUUGUUGUUAAUUUUUAUAUUUAAUUGUUUUUAAUAAUUGCUGUGUAGUUUAUAUUGUUUCGGACUUUGAAAUAUUUUAGCGGUCCCUUCA
This is a messenger RNA of Scheffersomyces coipomensis, 1705 nucleotides long. RefSeq lists its product as uncharacterized. The record is from RefSeq and is a predicted model, not a curated record. Lineage: Eukaryota; Fungi; Ascomycota; Pichiomycetes; Serinales; Debaryomycetaceae. The coding region runs from base 476 to 1585 and encodes 369 amino acids. The transcript has a single exon.